AUGGAUGAUAGAGUUGUAUUGAAGAUUUAUUAUUACGGACAGAUCUUAUUACAAACAUAUGAGGGAGUUCAAUUUGUAUGUGAAAAUCCAUUAGAUGUUGUUAUUCCGUUCACAUUGUCAUUUGAGGAGUUGAAAGGUGUGAUUUGUGAGAAGAUAGGCACGCAAAGAUGUAGGAGAAUAUCGUGUAUUUUGUACAGGUAUCCUUUACCUGUGUUUGGCGGAUUUGUUCAAUUUCAGACCAAGUAUGUGAUGGACGAAGCGAGUAUGCAGGAAAUGUUUUCAAUGUACAUGGAAAAUCGCCACAGAAUAUCGUGCAUCGAGUUAUAUAUUGAGUUUGAGCAAUCUGAAGCGGACCGUAACAUUGAAUUGGAAGAUUAUAAUAGUGAAAGCGAAGAUGAAUUUGAAAGUAACUAUGAGAUCGUCGGUCCAGGUGAGGACGAAAAAGCAGCUGUUGGUGCCAGGAACGCAGAUGUGGCGGAAGUUGCAAAUGCACUAGCAAACCCGCAUCCGUUUCAAGAGCCUUCUUUCAUGCGGUCGUUGGAUUUGGGGGCUAUGCACGCACCGGAGUUUCCGCAAUAUAUGAAUCCAGCCCCUCCUGUUGUGGCGGAUGGUGAAUUCACAGUGGGGAUGGAAUUCAGCUCAAGGGAGACAGUAAUCAAGGCAAUGAAAGAUUAUACCAUCCGAAGAGGUGUGGACUAUCGGGUAUAUGAGUCGGAACCGACGACAUUCUAUGCCAAAUGUAUAGAAUAUGGGAAUGGUUGUGACUGGUUGAUCAGGGUAACCAAAAUGCAGAAGAAGUACUGUUGGGAGAUAAGGAGGUACAAUGGAAGUCAUACUUGUACCAGGUCUACUAUUUCUCAAGACCAUUCGAAGCUGGAUUCCAAGACAGUUGCAGAAGCAAUAAAGCCGUUGGUAGAGGUUGACCCGUCUAUAAAGGUGAAAUCAGUAAUUGCUGAUAUCCAGUCAAAGUUUAACUACACCAUCAGUUAUCGCAAGGCUUGCUUACCAGGGGAUGAUUUGGUUCCUGAUAUACGUGUUCUACAUAGAGUCUUCUGGAGUUAUUACCCCUGUAUAAGGGCCUUCAGACACUGCAAGCCAGUGGUGCAGGUGGACGGGACUCAUUUGUAUGGAAAAUACAAGGGUUGUUUAUUGGUUGCAGUGUCACAAGAUGGUAAUAACAACAUCGUGCCUAUUGCAUUUGCCAUAGUGGAGGGAGAGACUUCUGAUGCAUGGCACUUUUUUCUGAGCAACCUGCGUCAACAUGUGGUGACCCGUGAUGGUGUCGGACUAAUCUCCGAUCGACACGAUUCGAUUAGGUCAGCUAUUGAACGAAGUAAUGGGGCGUGGUCUCCUCCAAGAGCUUUCCAUAUGUUUUGUAUCCGGCAUAUUGAGUCCAACUUCUUGAGGAAGUUCAAAGCACCGUACCUGCAGAAGCUUAUCGUCAACAUUGGAUACUCGAGGACGACCAGGGAGUACCAGAUGCGCUAUGAACGAUUAAAGGAACGGGGUGAGGCUUACACCAAUUGGCUUGAUCGGAUCCCUCGUGAGCAGUAUGCUUUGGCAUUUGAUGGUGGUUACCGAUGGGGUCAUAUGACCACCAAUCUUGUGGAAUGUAUCAACUCCGUCUUAAAGGGUGCACGCAAUCUCCCAGUCACUGCACUUGUUAAGGCGAUAUUUUACAGACUGAAUGAGUUGUUCACUAGGAAAAGAGCUGAGGCUGAAGCCCGAAUCAGUGCUGGACUUGUAUUCUCUGAGAUGGUGACAACCAAGCUGAAUGCAAAUCAACGAGCAUCAGGUAACAUACAGGUUAGCUGUUUUGAUAGAGAAAAUGAAGUCUUCGAAGUACGCGAGAUGCCUAGUGGGGUUGAGUAUGCAGUUGACCUGCGCCACUAUCGGUGUGACUGUGGUGAAUUUCAGGUUGACCGAAUUCCGUGUAGGCACGUGUUUGCGUGUUGUGCAAAUCAGAGGUUGGAUUGGAAAGUGUACGUUAAUGACGUUUACAAGAUGGACCAAAUUCGAAGAGUAUACAGGGCUAGGUUUCGACCACUGGGAAAUCCGGCAACGUGGCCUGCUUAUCAUGGACCUAGAUUCGUUAGAAACCCGUUCCUCAGACGGGUAGCUAAGGGCCGGCCGAAGAUGACCCGCUUCUUGAAUGAGAUGGACACUCGUAUGUUGCGUCGCCCGAGGCGAUGCAAGCAAUGCGGUGCCGAGGGCCAUAGUCGCAGUAGAUGUCGUCAAAGUGGUGGACCGAGUGCAGGUCCAACUGAAUAG
Arachis stenosperma is the source of this 2271-nucleotide messenger RNA. RefSeq lists its product as uncharacterized. The transcript has 4 exons. Gene Ontology annotation, molecular function: zinc ion binding; nucleic acid binding. The record is from RefSeq and is a predicted model, not a curated record. Bases 1 to 2271 code for a protein of 756 amino acids. Lineage: Eukaryota; Viridiplantae; Streptophyta; Magnoliopsida; Fabales; Fabaceae.